This is a messenger RNA of Bombyx mori (domestic silkworm), 2411 nucleotides long. Its product is annotated as solute carrier organic anion transporter family member 2B1. The coding region runs from base 201 to 1871 and encodes 556 amino acids. Gene Ontology annotation, cellular component: plasma membrane. Gene Ontology annotation, molecular function: protein binding. The record is from RefSeq and is a predicted model, not a curated record. NCBI's taxonomy places the organism in Eukaryota, Metazoa, Arthropoda, Insecta, Lepidoptera, Bombycidae. The transcript is spliced from 12 exons. Gene Ontology annotation, biological process: sodium-independent organic anion transport; transmembrane transport.
ACAACCGCUUCGAACAAUACACACCUAUAUUAAGCUUAUAAAACGGCUAAUUACAGAUCGCAAUUGAUAAGAACUAUCCGUUGAUAACAGCCACGGCAAUCAGUACGUAUGGGUUCAAUCAAUAAACAUCACUUGUAUUUGUAAUGUAAUGUGAAUGUGUGAUAGUUUUACGUGAAUAUUUUGUCGUGAAAUGAGCUAAGAUGAUGCUACAAGGGAGAACAGUAUUUCACAAGUUAUGGUACUUCCUCCAAACGUAUAUCCUGACGCUGAAGAGGUUCGACCUGUUCCUCCAGGGUACCCUGCUUAUCGUCAUCCUGCUGGAGAGCAACGUGUACUUGCUGCUGAAGAGGGACGCGGACCAGGGUUACAGUACACCUCUUAUUGAAAGCUGGGUACAAAUCGCAGCAGGUGUCAUAGAAUGCGUAUUGGGAGUUGUUCUGGCGUGGUGGGGGUCUGGUCGACGGCAGUUCGCGCUGACGGGAUGGCUAGGAGCCUCCGCUACAGCUGGAUUACUGGUCUUAGCAUUUCCUUUCGCGUAUUCUAAUCCUGCGAAUGUGGAACUAUGCGGGGGUGAACCGGCCUUUCGAUCCAUAAACCCUAGAGACGAGAACGUGACACCUCGCACCGGGAUUCUGGUACUGACGGCGCUGCUAUGUGCCCUCACGAAGGUCAGCAUCUGGGCGCACGGAUUAACCUACUUAGACGACCAUGACCCGACCAACGGCCCUUACUUCUAUGGUAUUCUCAUAUCGAUUCGUUUGUCACUCGGGUUGAGCGGCACCAACUGGUUCCGCCCGAGCUCAGUACGAGACGACUGGUGGGAGGGCCAGCUCUCCGCGUCGAUGCUGACGAUGAUGUUCGCCAUUCUCUUCACGUUCUUCCCGACCAAGAUGCCACAGUGGCAGGAGGAGGAAGUCACAGUGGAUACAGAUUUCCUGCCGUCCCUGUAUCGAGUGAUCAACAAUAGAAUAGUGGUGAUCCAGUCUGUGGCUCUCUCUCUACUCACUACUGCAAUCUUCUGCUACGUCGAAUACGACCAUGCAUACGUUCAGGCUCGUUUCCACGUCGAGGCUCUCAGACAGGAUCUCAGGACCUCACGAUUUUUGAGCGACUUCUUCAGAUCGCUGGUCGUCAUUUUCUUCAUUAUGAUAUUCAGGGUGAGAUUCUCAGCGCGUCGUCCUGACGGCGUGAAGGCCAACACGGCGGCUCGAGUGGGCGGCGUGGUGGCUGUCUUCGUGGCCAUAUUCUUCGUGGUCCUGGCUUCCCUGGGCUGCGACACGGGCACACUCGCGGGGCUGGACGAGGAAUACGUUCAGCCAGAGUGCAGUCAGCAAUGCGGAUGCAACUCGGCUAGAUACGGGUUCAGCCCGGUCUGUGGGCUGGACACGCUCACGACGUACUUCUCUCCCUGCCACGCAGGCUGCCGGGCCGUGGAAGACCUUAACGGGUUCUCGUUGUACGCGGACUGCACGUGCGGGGCGCAACGCGCGGCUCUCGGGGCCUGCGCCCUUAGCACGUGCUCCGUGCCCUUCAGUAUCUACCAGAUAUUCUACACUAUUAUACUUGCAGUCUCAGGAGCAUCGUUCCUGAUGCAAGGCAUGGUGCUAGUGAGGGCGGUCCGCAGGGUCGAUAAACCGAUCGCGAUUGGAUUCUCUUUCGCUCUGGUGGCGCUCCUGUCCUUUGUCGUCGGAAGACUACUGUACAUGCUCAUCAGUUACCUGACGUGCGCGUAUUCCUCUGGAGGUGUGUGCGUCCUCCACCGGCCCACGCUGUGGGCGAUGUGCGCCACCAGUAGCGCCAUGGCUCUGGGAUCCGCUGUUGUCAGUUUGAUAGCCAGCAAGACUCCGCUAGAGCCGACCACAGAGUUGUGAUAACGUAGAUUAAAAUUAUGAAUAAUCGAUUUUUUGUCAAAUUCCGAUUGAGAAUCGAUAACCCUUUCACAGAAUUUUACUGGUGGUAGGAUCUCUUGUGAGUCCGCAUGGAUAGGUACCACCACCCUGCCUAUUUCUGCCGUGAAGCAAUGCGUUUCGGUUUGAAGGGCGGGGCAGCCGUUGUAAUUAUACUGAGGAUUUAGAGCCCAUAUCUCAAGGUGGGUGGCGGCAUUUACGUUGUAGAUGUCUAUGGACUCCGGUUACCACUUGAAACCAGGUGGGCUGUGCGCUCGACCACUCAUCUAUGCAAUAAAAUUAAAAAAAAAAUCUUUUGAAACGUGACCUUAUUGUACUUAUAGUAAAAUUUUACGAAUUUGCAAGUCAUGAUUAAUGUGCGGUGAUAAAAAGAACGAAGAAAGAACGUGUUGUCAAUAUGGACAUAAUUUGUAGUACUGAAACUCAACUGAAUUAGACUAGAAUAAAUAUCUUAGGUUAUAAUUUGUAUUAUAAUGAAAUAAAGUUUAGUACAUUUUUAAAGGA